This is a messenger RNA of Pseudonaja textilis, 3855 nucleotides long. Lineage: Eukaryota; Metazoa; Chordata; Lepidosauria; Squamata; Elapidae. The record is from RefSeq and is a predicted model, not a curated record.
AUGGCACUGAGUCUGGACCGUGAGGCAUACUACCACCACGUCACGCGCCUCUACAGUAACUGGCAGAAAGGAGAGGAUGAAUAUGCCACCAUUGAUGCUAUCAUGGUUUCUGUGGGUGUGGACGAAGAGACCGUCUAUGCCAAGUCUACAGCCCUGCAGACGUGGCUUUUUGGCUAUGAACUCACGGACACCAUCUUGGUUUUUUGCGAAGACAAGGUCAUAUUUAUGGCCAGCAAAAAGAAAGUGGAAUUCCUGAAGCAGAUUGCAAACAGCAAAAGCAACGAGAAUAUGAACGGGGUGCUGGCUGUCACCCUGCUUGUACGGGAAAAGAACGAAAGCAACAAGGCCAACUUUGACAAGAUGAUCGAUGCGCUGAAGAACAGCAAGAACGGCAAGCGCCUUGGGGUCUUCAGCAAAGACAAAUUUCCUGGUGAAUUCAUGAACAGCUGGAACGACGCUCUCAGCAAGGAAGGCUUUGAGAAGGUGGACAUCAGCGCCAUGGUGGCCUACACCAUGGCGGUCAAAGAGGAUGGGGAACUCAGCCUGAUGCGAAAAGUGGCUGCCAUCACCUCAGAGGUCUUCACCAAGUUCUUGAAGGAGCGAGUCAUGGAGAUUGUGGACGCUGAUGAGAAGGUACGGCACAGCAAGCUGGCCGAGUCUGUCGAGAAAGCCAUUGAGGAGAAGAAAUAUCUCUCUGGAGCUGACCCUUUCAUUGUGGAGAUGUGUUAUCCAAGUGGAGGAACUUACAAUCUCAAGUUCAGUGUUGUCAGCGAGAAGAGCUACAUACACUUUGGGACUGUCACUUGUGCCAUGGGCAUAUGUUACAAAUCAUACUGCUCCAAUCUGGUGCGCACACUCAUGGUGGACCCACCUCAGGAAACCCAGGACAACUAUGCUUUCCUGCUGCAACUGCAGGAGGAAAUGCUGAAGGAAUUGCGGCACGGUGCAAAACCGUGUGAGGUCUACGCUGCUGUCAUGGAUAUGGUGAAGAAGCAGAAACCGGAGCUCUUGAGCAAAAUCACCAAGAACUUAGGUUCUGAGAGGGAUCCCUCAUCAUCAAUAGCAAAAACCAGUACUGCCUCAAGAAAGGAAGGUCCUGCUACUUUCCUCACGUCUGUGAAAAAGAAGGUGAAGAAUGUCAGCAUUUUAUUAAAGAAUGAGCUGACCGCAGAAGAGAAACACCGGACACAUCAGAAAGAGCUGGCCAUGCAGCUAAAUGAAGAAGCCCACAGACGCUUAACAGAACAAAAAGGGGAACAGCAGAUCCAGAAGGCAUGCAAGUCAAACGUGUCCUAUAAGAACCCGUCUCUGCUGCCUAAAGAACCCUACAUUUGGGAAAUGAAGAUUUACAUCGACAAGAAGUAUGAGACUGUCAUCAUGCCUGUUUUUGGCAUCACUACUCCAUUCCACAUCGCUACCAUCAAGAACAUCAGCAUGUCAGUAGAAGGUGACUACACUUACCUGAAGAUCAACUUCUACUGUCCGGGCAGUGCCUUGGGUCGCAACGAGGGCAACAUCUUUCCCAACCCAGAAGCUACUUUUGUAAAAGAAAUAAGAUACCGAGCAUCCAACAUAAAAACUCCUGGGGAGCAGAUGGUCCCAGUGCUCGACCUCCAGAAUGCCUUCUGUAUCAUCAAGGAGGUGCAGCAGCGUUAUAAAACCCAGGAAGCUGAGGAGAAAGAAAAGGAGGGAAUUGUCAAACAAGACUCUCUGGUGAUCAACCUAAACCGCAGCAAUCCAAAACUGAAGGACCUCUACAUCCGUCCAAACAUUGCCCAGAAGCGGAUGCAGGGAUCACUGGAAGACCAUUUAAUUUGCUUCCGUUUCACCUCUGUGCGGGGGGACAAAGUGGACAUCCUGUACAACAACAUCAAACACGCUGUAUUUCAGCCCUGUGACGGGGAGAUGAUCAUCGUGCUUCACUUCCAUCUGAAGAAUGCUAUCAUGUUUGGGAAAAAACGCCACACGGAUGUGCAAUUUUACACGGAGGUGGGCGAAAUCACCACUGAUUUGGGCAAGCACCAGCACAUGCACGAUUGGGGCAACCACUAUGCCGAGCAGAUGGAACAGGAGAUGAGACACAAGUUGAAAACAGCCUUCAAGAAUUUCAUUGAGAAGGUAGAAGCUCUAACCAAGGAGGAAUUGGAAUUUGAGGUUCCUUUCCGAGAGCUGGGGUUCAAUGGCGCUCCCUACCGAAGCACCUGCCUGCUCCAACCAACCAGCAGUGCCUUGGUGAAUUGUACAGAAUGGCCUCCAUUUGUGGUAACACUGGAUGAGGUGGAGCUGAUUCAUUUUGAGCGUGUGCAGUUCCACCUGAAGAACUUCGACAUGGUCAUCAUUUACAAGGACUACAGCAAGAAGGUCACAAUGAUUAACGCCAUUCCUGUGGCCUCGCUUGACCCCAUCAAAGAGUGGCUCAACUCUUGUGACAUUAAGUACACUGAAGGGGUUCAAUACCUCAACUGGACCAAAAUCAUGAAAACAAUUGUGGAUGACCCAGAAGGCUUUUUUGAGCAAGGUGGCUGGUCAUUCCUCGAGCCAGAGGGAGAGGGAAGUGAUACUGAAGCUGGGGAAUCUGAGUCCGAAAUAGAGGACGAGACCUUCAACCCUUCUGAGGAAGAGUAUGAACAUGAGGAGGAGGACAGUGAUGAAGACUAUUCUUCAGAGGCAGAAGAAUCAGACUACUCCAAAGAGUCCCUGGGCAGUGAGGAGGAGAGUGGAAAAGAUUGGGACGAACUGGAGGAAGAAGCACGGAAAGCUGAUCAAGAGAGUCGGUACGAGGAGGAGGAGGAGCGCACCAUGAACUGCAAGAGGAAGGUUCCCCCCUCCCAGAGUUCAGGACACCACCGCAGCUCCCACAGUCUCAGUCCCGGCCGAAGUUCCGCCCCACUGAAGAAGAAGAGGAAGUAGAUUGGGGCAAUGACAAACCUUUCCCAUCAGUCAGUUGGGGGAGGGAGGUGAGCAAAAUUGGGGGGGGGCUACAGAGGGCUCCCUCCAUCAACCAGUCUUUAGGGUCCCAGGAGAGGUGGUCAGCUCCUCCCCACAAACUUUUUUUCCACCUUUCCCACAUCCACACCCCCUUGGCUCCCUUGUUUUGUUUCUCUGGAGCAUAUUUUGGGUUUUUUAUUUUUUUCUUCUCCACAUCUUUUCCGAACCAUUCACAUGGAUCAAUUCACUGUGAGACAAUUCCAAGCCAUGUACAUGAUGGACAAAAACCAUGCCAGAGGAAAGGGAGCACAGAAGGCCGUCUUGGACGAGACUCAGGAAUGGGGAGUGACUUUACCAUGCUUCUCUGCAGCUUCCACUGCCCCUCUCUUUCCCACUAUCCUCCUUGGGGGAGAGGUAUAUCCACUCCAAACCACCUUCUGCAUAGGGACUCUUUCCCAUUUCCCCCCCCUACCCUGUGUCUCCACCCUUGGAAGCCUUGGCAAGAGGAGCUGGUUGACUGUUUAAAGUAUUACACUCAUGUCAAGAACUCAAAAGUUCAAGCCAACUGCUCAUUCUGUUGGCGUUUUGAACUGACAAGGAAAAAUGAAAUCGUGCUGCGCUUUUCCAAUGCAAGUGACAACAGGAAAUCCACCUGGGAACUGUGAUGGAAAGGAAUACACAGCCAAGCUUUCCUAAAGACGCAGGCAAGCAGGACUGGGAGAUUAGGACACAAGCAAAAGAAAAGAUUCUUGCUUCUUUCUAUUCUUUAUUUUUUUUGUUUGUUCCCCUUUUACGGGAUCACCUUUCCCCCACCCGCCUUUUCUAACUGUCAAGCUCCCCGUUUGUAUUUAUCUGUUUCCAGGGUUGCCGCGUGGGUCUCCAAUGAAUGAGCAUUGAAAUGGAUGAGUUAAAUGCAUUUCUUGCCCU